AUUAGGGGGGGGGGGUAUAUAUAGUACCUUAACGAUAGGGUUUCUCUCUUUCUCAUUUUCGUUUUUCUUUUCCAUCUUCGAGUUCGACUCUUCCCUCUGAGAGACUGAUAUAGAGAGAGAACUGAGUUCUUGAGUCUCUGAUUCUCUGAAGUCUGAAAGUGAACUCCAUUAAUCAAUGAACACGGAACACCGAACAACACCUCUCGAUCCAGAAGAAGAAGGAGAAAAAGUCAGUGAUUUCAAUGAUUUGAUUUGUUUUCACAGGGUAAGUUAUCAAUCACGUCAGGGAGAAGACGAAGGGAAAGGAUUCAAGGAAGAAGCUGAAGGAAACCCAUUAAGAGAGAAAGAAAAAGGACUACAAUUUGCUCUUGAGCUCUUGUAUGGGAAGAAUUCUUCUAAGGUUGAAUUUGUUAUGAAGCUUGUUAAGUUGGAUUUUAAGAUUCUAUUUGAAGAAUAUAAGGAUGCCUAUUCAGUUCAUGAGGAGGAGUCAAGUAGUUCUAUCCAGAGACAAGCCAAAGCAGUGGUAAGUAAACCAGUGACAGGGCCAAGUCGCUUAGUGGGUUUUUGUAGCAAUGAAAAGGUUUUGGGCUCAGUGGAGAAGUGA
Molecule: messenger RNA, 604 nt
Organism: Papaver somniferum (opium poppy)
Lineage: Eukaryota; Viridiplantae; Streptophyta; Magnoliopsida; Ranunculales; Papaveraceae
Exons: 4
Coding region: 176-604 (142 amino acids)
Source: RefSeq, a predicted model, not a curated record